Daldinia caldariorum is the source of this 3549-nucleotide messenger RNA. Its product is annotated as initiation factor 2. The record is from RefSeq and is a predicted model, not a curated record. Bases 215 to 3538 code for a protein of 1107 amino acids. The transcript has 3 exons. Gene Ontology annotation, molecular function: GTP binding; GTPase activity; translation initiation factor activity. Gene Ontology annotation, biological process: translational initiation. NCBI's taxonomy places the organism in Eukaryota, Fungi, Ascomycota, Sordariomycetes, Xylariales, Hypoxylaceae.
AUAUAAUCACCUAAGGUACCUACAAUAGGCACCUAUGUCCUCUGUAUUGUACUUGCAAGGCCCCACUAAAGGUUUUUGGUACCUAAGGUAUCCAAUUUUUGACUUGCAUCGCGAACUGGAACUUUUUUUUUUAUAUCUCGAUUAACCUUGACUAGGAUUAUUCGAGCUUCAAAUGUCGCAUUAGCGAUAUGAAGCAGUCACUUUCACUUUCACCAUGUUGAGAGCGAGAAUAUCAGGGCGAGAGUCUUCUUCAAUAUGUGUCUUCUGUCGACAUCGCCUCUCGCUACGGCCAGCGACCCCGCGGACCGAGAAACAUCUCUCAAGUACGUCGAUCUUAAGGGAUAAUGACGGUUGGGGUGGCGGUUGGGGAAGCCAGGCUAAGCCUCCGGCGCAGCAGCCCAAGCCAGAAGAAUUUCUCUCCCACCAUGAGCUUCUAGCACGUCAGCAGCUACUCGCGAAGCAGCAAGCUCAAAAAGCUCAGCAAGCUCAGCAAGCUCCCACACCGCAACUACAACCUAGCGGCAAUGGUCUUGGGGCAAAAUAUAUAUGGAAUGCGCCAAAGCAAGAGGAAAUCGAACAAAGCCUCCAGAGAAACGGCAUGACCUUUCAAAAACCACCCACUGCCCAAAGAGAAGGUGGUUUUCGUAUUACGAAGUAUGGUGUCGAUUCCAAAGGCGUGGACAUCCGGCCCAGGGAGGGUCAGGGGAGACCUAUCGAACCUGUUAGGCGGCCCUCUCCUAUGGAUCCUAAUAAUACAGGCGCCUCUACUUCUACUUCUUCUUCUUCAACCUCCAACUUGGUUCCCAACUUCUGGACUAGACCAACUUCUAAAUCUCUAGGAAACCUAAUAACUAAAGUUGCGCAAGGCCCUCGUAACAACGAGCCUAUGCCAGCACGGGCGCCAAUCCAGGAGUCGAGACCACCUAGCACAGAACAGAGGCCUAGUAUAGAGCAGAGUGCUAGUACAAAGCAGGCAGUAAGCACAGAACAGAAUCAACCACCUCCAGCAGGACCGAACCCUUCAGCUACUUCGACCAGCCCUACGACAUCACCCCCUAAACCUGUCGGAGAUUCGGGAUGGGGUUUAUUGGCACGAAAACAAUCACCUAGUAAAUCUGAUGGCGAUGAUUUCUGGGCUGCUAUGGCUAAAAGUACUGGUGGGUUGCUAAGGCCGAAGCCCAAGAUACCAGACACUCCAGAGCAAGGUCCGAAAACACCUCAAGAGAAAAAAGACCCUUGGGCUGCUAUGCAAAACGAUAUCACCAAAAAAGAAACGACAUCUGCUACAUAUGAUUGGGGGAAAGAAUAUGAUACUUUGGUACCCGAAAAGAAGGCUGAGGAGAGACAGCGUCCAGAGAAGGAAGAGCCUGAGAAAGAAGAACCAGAGAAAGAAGAACCAGAGAAGCAAGAGCCAGAGAAAAAAGAGCCAGAGAAGAAGCCAGAAUCUGCACCGGAAGUCAGUGCUCGACAACAGGCUGUAACUGAAGGUCUCCAGAGUCGCGAUCGAGACCCUCGUCGUGAGAAACGACCAGAUUUGAUUGUGCAGGAAGAGCGAGGCCGAGGUGGUCGUGAAAAGCGUUCUAAGCGUAGCUCAAGGCGUGGAAAUGACGAGGAUGAAGGUGAUGGUUUUGACUACGAUGCUUACCAAGAGAAGCGCCGACAAAAGGCCCGACGUAAGGCUGAGCGACAAGCUCAAAUGGCCGGCCAUGUGCCCAUAUUGCUGCCGGAAUUGAUCACCAUCCCGGCUCUAGCUGAGGCUCUGAAGGUGGAACCUAAUUUAUUCUUAACUCAACUUGGCGAGAUGGGCUUCGAGGGCGUAACGUUGGAUAGUCUCAUGGCCGGUGAAACGGCUGCGCUUGUCGUGCAGGAGUAUGGUUUCGAGCCCACGGUUGAGUCUGGUGAAGACCGUGACCUCAAACCUCGUCCUCCACCUAAAGAUCCAUCGGUUCUCCCACCACGGCCGCCGGUUGUGACUAUCAUGGGUCACGUCGAUCACGGAAAGACAACUCUACUGGACUAUCUGCGCAAAUCAUCUAUAGCAGCUCAGGAACACGGCGGCAUCACGCAGAGAAUCGGUGCUUUCUCCGUGAAGCUCUCCUCGGGCAAGCCCAUCACCUUCCUUGACACCCCCGGACACGCUGCUUUCCUUUCGAUGCGCCAACGAGGUGCCUACGUAACGGACAUUGUCGUCUUGGUCGUAGCCGCGGAUGACAGCGUCAUGCCGCAGACUAUCGAAGCUAUUAAACACGCCCGAGCGGCCAAGGUGCCGAUGAUCGUGGCUAUAAAUAAGGUUGACAAGGAUGGUGCCAAUAUAAAUCAGGUAAAGAAUGAUCUUGCACGAGAAGGAGUCGAGAUCGAAGACUUUGGUGGAGACGUCCAAGUCGUCUGUGUGAGCGGAAAGACAGGCCAGGGGAUGGACGACUUGGAAGAGAAUAUCCUUUUACUCUCCGAAAUCUUGGAUCAUCGAGCUGAAGUCGAUGGCCCCGCAGAAGGCUGGAUCCUCGAGAGUAGUCUCAAGCCGUUAGGAAAGGCCGCUACUGUCCUCGUCAAGAGAGGCACUUUGCGACUCGGAGACUUCAUCGCAGCUGGUGUUACAUGGGCGAAGAUUCGGCAUAUGCGUAACGAGGCUGGUCUAGAUAUAAAUGAGGCACCGCCUGGAACUCCUGUCGAAAUCCUCGGCUGGAAGGAUCUCCCUGCUGCAGGUGACCAAGUUCUCCAGGCACCUGACGAGGGUAGCGCCAAAGAAGCUGUGGAGUAUCGCGAGAGGCUUCGCGAGAUGGAAAAAGACGCUGUCGCUCAGGCAGCUAUCACCGAGGCUCGCAAAGCGCAGCAAGAAAAACGUGCGCGUGAGAAGGCCGCAGAGAGCGCAGGUGAGGAAAUCGAGGAAGCUCUACCUGAAAAAGAGAACGGCGCGAAGAUGGUCAACUUCGUUGUUAAGGGAGACCUCCACGGUUCCGUGGAAGCGGUAUGCGCCGCGAUCCAGGAGUUGGGCAACCACGAGGUGCAGCCGCGCAUCCUGCGGUCGGGCACAGGUCCCAUCCGCGAGUUCGACGUAGAACAUGCGGCGGCGUCGAACUCGAUCAUCGUCAACUUCGCGACGACAACACCGGGAUAUAUCGAGCAGAUGGCGGAGGAGAAGGGCGUUAAGAUUUUAGACCACAAGGUUAUUUACCAUGUGAUAGACGACGUCAAGAGUAUUUUGAGCGACUACCUAGAGCCCGAGGUUACGAGCCACGUGUUGGGCGAGGCGGAGGUGCUGCAGAUCUUCCCGAUCAAUAUCAAGGGUCGGAUGUACAAGAAUAUCGCCGGUUGUAGGGUGCGUCAAGGACUGCUUACGAAGACUAACCUGUUCCGUAUUAUUAGGAACGGGGAGAAGGUCUAUGAUGGCAAACUCGAGACCCUCAAGCAUCUGAAGAAGGACGUUACGGAGGUGAAAACGGGUACCGAGUGCGGUGUCGGCUUCGAACAUUUCCAGGACUUCGAGGUCGGCGACAAGAUCCAGGCGUACAAACAAAUUAUAACUGAGCGUACCUUGUAAGUUUGCAACUA